This is a messenger RNA of Balaenoptera ricei (Rice's whale), 3054 nucleotides long. It is a transcript of the gene UAP1L1, whose product is annotated as UDP-N-acetylglucosamine pyrophosphorylase 1 like 1. Gene Ontology annotation, molecular function: UDP-N-acetylglucosamine diphosphorylase activity. Lineage: Eukaryota; Metazoa; Chordata; Mammalia; Artiodactyla; Balaenopteridae. The transcript is spliced from 10 exons. Gene Ontology annotation, biological process: UDP-N-acetylglucosamine biosynthetic process. The coding region runs from base 174 to 2246 and encodes 690 amino acids. The record is from RefSeq and is a predicted model, not a curated record.
GGGCGGGGGUCCGCGACCCGGCCGGGCUGGGCCUGGGCGGGGUCAAGGCGGGGCACCUCGGGCCCGCCCAGCUGGGGUCGGCACCGCCCGCCGAGUCCCGUGACGCUGGUCCGAGGGCGCGGGUCACGAGUGCCAGCGCGGCCGACGGCGGUGGCGGCGGCGGCGGCGACGACAUGGCUUCGGAGCUGGACGUGCGCGCCCGGCUGCAGCGCGCCGGCCAGGAGCACCUCCUGCGCUUCUGCGCCGAGCUGGCGCCGGGGCCGCGUGCCGCGCUGCUGGCCCAAUUGGAGCCCCUGGAGCCCGAGGCGCUGCGCGAGCACUGCCGGCGCGCGGCCGCCGCCUGCGCGCGCCCCCCGGCCCCCGCGCCUGACCUGGCCGCGCGCCUGCGGCCCCUGCCUCCCGAGCGCGUGGGCAGCGCGAGCGGGGUCGCCCCCCAGACGCGGCGGCUCUGGGAGGAGGAAGGUUUCCACCAGAUCGCCCUGAACAAGGUGGCCGUGCUGCUGCUGGCUGGUGGGCAGGGCACUCGCCUGGGCGUGACCUACCCCAAGGGCAUGUAUCAGGUGGGGCUGCCCAGCCAGAAGACCCUGUAUCAGCUGCAGGCAGAACGGAUUCGGCGGGUGGAGCAGCUGGCUGGCGAGCGCUAUGGGACCCGCUGCACCGUGCCCUGGUACAUCAUGACCAGUGAGUUCACGCUGGGGCCCACAGCCAAGUUCUUCAAGGAGCAUGACUUCUUUCACUUGGACCCCAACAACGUGGUCAUGUUUGAACAGCGCAUGCUGCCUGCUGUGACCUUCGAUGGCAGGGCCAUCCUGGAGCGGAAAGACAAGGUUGCCAUGGCGCCAGAUGGCAACGGGGGCCUGUACUGCGCGCUGGCGGACCACCAGGUAUUAGAGGACAUGGAGCGGCGCGGAGUAGAGUUUGUGCACGUGUACUGUGUGGACAACAUCCUGGUGCGACUGGCCGACCCGGUCUUCAUCGGAUUCUGCGUGCUGCGGGGUGCCGACUGUGGAGCCAAGGUGGUGGAAAAGGCGUCCCCCGAAGAGCCGGUGGGCGUGGUGUGCCAGGUAGACGGCGUACCGCAGGUGGUGGAGUACAGCGAGAUCAGCCCCGAGACGGCCCGGCUGCGUGCGCCCGGAGGGGGCCUGCUCUACAACGCGGGCAACAUCUGCAACCACUUCUUCACGCGAGACUUUCUCCAGAUGGUCACCAGGGAGUUCGAGCCCUUGCUGAAGCCACACGUGGCUGUGAAGAAGGUCCCCUACGUGGACGAGGAGGGGAAUCCAGUAAAGCCACUCGAGCCCAACGGGAUAAAGAUGGAGAAGUUCGUGUUUGAUGUGCUCCCGUUUGCCAAGAACUUCGUGGCCUUCCAAGUGCUGCGGGGGGAGGAGUUCUCCCCUCUAAAGAACGCUGACUCGGCUGAGAGAGACAACCCCUCCACGGCGCGGCGGGCCCUGCUCGCUCAGCACCACCGGUGGGCCCUGCAGGCGGGAGCCCACUUCCUGGACGCACACGGGGCCCGGCUCCCCGAGCAGCCCAGGGACUGGAGGUGUACCUGCAAGGCCGGGAGUUCGAGUCCCCGCUCAUCCUGGACGUGGACACGGCCAGGACACUGCAGGCCUGACUCCCUCCUAGACCUGCCAGCUCCGGGGUCCCCAAGGCUGAGGACGCAGCCCCGGCCUGGGCUCCAAGGAGGAAAGCAGGCUGCUCUGAGUUUCUGGCUGCAGAACAUGGACCACAGAACUGAACCUGGGGGCCGCAGCCCAGCCCCCUUCCGCGCCCGGCUGAGACCGACAGCGGGUCGGGAUGGCUCUCCGGAAGCUUGGCCUGCACGCCUCGCACUGAGUGCUCUGGAGUUCCGCCCGAGGCCUCAGCCCCCAGGAGCCAGUGGGACCGGUGCCGAUGCUGGAGGCUCCCGUGGUGGUCGAUUAGUCUGGAGUUUAACCAGGAGGGGCGCGCCGUCCCCGCCCAGCCUGCCGGUGGCUUCUGACAGAUCCCGGGGCUCACGCUCCGCCCCUGCUCUCUGGGGAGGGGUGGGGGGCGCAGCCUCCGUAUUUGGGGCCAUGGCCCCCUUGCUGCACCCCCGCAGCCUGGCCGAGGCAGGGAGAAACCAGCUGGCUCUGGUCUCUUGCCCCUGGCGUGGCUGCUCGGGGUCCCAGUGCCCACUUCCCCGUCUGGAGGGCAGCACAGCGGCACCUGCCUCUUCCUGCUGCUGUGAAGAGCAUCCUGAAACGCGGCCCGCUGCUUAGCCGAGGCCGCCUGCCCCCUUGCCGCCCCGCAGUCCGCGCGCGGCCAUGCUUUCCCCGGGAAGGCUGCUGUCCGGCGGUGGGUCCGGAGGCGGUGAUCCCUCCAGCGACUUGGAGUGGACGGGGGCUGCGUCCACGCCUCCCGGCCUGGGUGUGAUGGCGGGGUCAGGGCCACGCCCAAGGCCCGCAGGACGACUUUGCAUCCAUCCAGGCUCUGCCGCGCUUUUCAAGCCUCAGAAUCGAACCUUGUGCCUUAGUUUCCUUCUCCCCGCUGCUCCACAGGCAAGCAGAGGGCCUGGGGCAGAGGAGGGUCGCCAAGGGGGAGGCCGAGGUUGAGGCUCCCGCCACGGCCCAGGGGCUCCUCACUGCCACACCAGGACACCCAGCAACCUUUUUUGUACGCACGUAGAGUUAGUUGGGUAAACUGUUGAAGCAGCUCGCUUUCGAAAAACCUUUUUAUUUUCACGUGAAGUUUCACACAUGGCACAGAGGGGUCCGGGGUACCCUGCACCGAGUUUCCUGCAAUGCUCGCAUCUUCCGUGAUGCUAGGACACUGUGACCAGGAGACCCUGCUUGUGCCGAGUCCUUUCUCACAGGUGAGGCUCCCUGUGCCCGCUUUGCACUCAGGGAGCAGCCCGGUCGGUGGGUCCCUUCGCCACAAGGGCCUCCCUCCUGCUCCCUUGAGGGCCACACGCCCCCACCAUCUCUAACCCAGACGGCCGCUAGCGAAGCAAUUGAGUUGAAAGACGGCAAACCCUCGAUUUUCCACAGAAUGUGGGGAUUUCCAAUAAACACGAGGUGCUGUGAUGCA